AUGACCAUAGCUGAAGAACUACACCAGUUACUUAUUUUGACUUAUACAAAUGCAGACAAUACAAUUCGACAAUAAGCAGAAAUUAAGUUGAUGAAUUUGGUAAUUGAUAAUAUCUAAAAUUUCUAAUCUAUUGCUUAGAUUGCAAAGAGUUAAGAUAAUAGUAUAUAAUAUAAUUUUAUUUUAAAGUGUAACAUUAAGCAGCCAGCUUACUAAAUUCAGCAGUUUUAAAGAUGUUAUCAAAUCAAGGUAUUUUUUUUGUACUUACUAAUUUAGUUGAAUUAUAAUUACAACAUGCAUAAUUAAUUUUUGAUGUCAUUACCUCUCAACAGACAUCAUUAAAGUGUAAACAACUACUCUAAAAAUCAAUGAGUUUAUUGAUUAAAUUAAAAAAAGGUAUAACAAAAAAACUUAAUUAUUUUUUUAGCCAUCAAACCAGACAUUUAAGAUAAAAUGAAAUAAUUAGUUAAAAGUGAUAAAUUAUGGGAAAUUUAAUCAGGAUUGUUUUUCUUUAAAACUUUAAUUGAUUCUUUAGAAUUAUAAUCAUAUAAUUUAGUGAUAAAUUAAGGAUUAGAUUGGAUUAAAGAUUUCUUUGAUUUAAUUUAUCCAUUAUUUAAGAGAUUAGAUGAAUAAUCUGGAGAUUUGAGUGAAGAAUACAUUAUAACAAUAAGAUAUUAUUCAUCAAUUGUAUUAGAUUAUUGUGAAAAAUUAUUCAAAUAAAAGACUCAUAAUAAAGAAUAAUUAAUUCCACUAUAAAAUAUAAUGUUUAAAUUAAAUUCAUUCUAAAUAACUUUAUUUGCUAUAUUUAAAUACUCACCUCCAGCUAAUAUACUAUAGAGUUGUAUUAUUUCUUGCACUAACAAUGAAUAAUUCGAUAACAGAAUAAAUGAAGUUAAAAUGUAUGGAUUGAAAUGUUUACAAAUAUUAAUAAAUGCACUUCUGAGUAAAACUAAGAAUGAAUAGAAGAAUAGUGUAUUUUCUAAUUAAUAAGCCAAUUUGACUUAAUUAUUGUUAUACUCAAUAUUUACAUAUACUAGAUAAGCAAGAAUUUCCGAUAUUCUAUAGUAAUUAUAUAUAUUAUAUCUAAAUUAGGAAAUAGUUUCUACCUAGUAUUUUAAGUAGUAUUCUAAGAUUGUUGGCACAUUUAGGUGGAUAAGCUGAAUUAUAUCCAUAAUUCUAAGAAUCUAGAGGUCCUUUGAUAACUGAUAUAAUAUAUCCAUUUUUAGUAACAACUUUUAGUGAAUAUCAAAUUAUGAAAGAAUAACCAGAAGAAUUUGUUAAUAUUGCAUUAGAUGUUGUAGAUAAAUAGGAAUCAGAUUUACCAAAAACAGCAGCAACUACUUUACUUGAAACUUUAUGUGAUCACAUAGAUGGAUCUACAUCUUUCUUAGCUUAAAUGGCUAUUGUUUUUAUAUCUUCUGGUAUUUUGGAAUUGUCAUAGUCUCAAUUAAACAAACAAUAAUAACAAGUUGUAUUUACAGAUAUACAAAAAAUAAACAAUAAAAAAAUAUUCUAAGAAUUCACUUCUGUUGAUAGAAUAGAAAGUAGUUUAAUGAUUUUAACAAUUAUAAGUUAUUUAAUUUAAAAAAGAUAAGACAUUAUAUCAAUGAUGGAAUAAUUGUUAUAAUCAAAUAUGUAAUUUUUUACGAAUACUACUGAAUAAAUUAUUAAAGUUAGAUUUGCUUUGUUUUUUGGUUAUUAUUGUGAUAAUCUAUUUAAAGUUGAAUCCUAAUUUUAGAUUAUGUUAAAUUAUAUCUAAUUGUUAAUAAGUUAUGCCAAACCAUAAGAACCUGUUGUUUUGUAUAUGACUAUUGAAGCAUUAAAAGAUAUCUUUGAAGAUGAUGAAUUGAAACAUAAAUCAGGAAAUUUAGUCUAAAAUGUGUUUCCAGCAUUAAUUAGUGGAUUGUAAUUCAGUACAUAUGAAAGACAUUUUGAAAUGAUUGGAAAUCUAUUAAAGAAAUAUCCUACAACUUUCAUAGCAAAUGAGAAUUUUAUUUUAAAUCUUGUCUAAAUAUUAGUUUAAAGAAUUAUUAAAGAAGAAACAUUAAUUAAAACUAAUAAUGAUUCAACUAGAUACAUACAUUUAAAUAGAUGUUGGAAUCUUAUAAAAUAGUUCCCAACUAUAAAUGAAUUUUAACCUUUUCUAUUAAAAAUAGAAUUAGCAAUGUAGCCAAUCUAUUAAUAACUUGUUAUUUAAGAUAAUAAAAUGAAUUUUGAUGAAGAUUUGAUUUCGUUCAUCUCAUCCCUCAUCUAAAAAUUAUAAUCAGUAUCUUAAUUUUAAAGAGAAAUAUUACCAUAUUUUUCUUAAAUAAUAACUAAAUAAUCUGGAAGAUUUGGAUAACUCUAUGAAACUUUGAAUAUGUAUAUGUAUUAUGGAAGAAAUUAUUUCUUAUAAGAGUAAGCUUAAAAUAUUUACUUUAACCUUGCCCUUUAAGCAUUAAUGUAAGAAGAAGCUUUUGAAGAUGUUGAUUUAGCUGAAGGAGCACUUCUAAUUUAAUUGGGAAUUUAAGUCCUUUAAAACGAUAUCAAUCAAACUUUAUUAACUUAGGUGUUCCAAUAAGUACUUUAAUUAAUUUCCAAAGAAAAUGUCACUGGAAUUAUUCGAUCUAGAAUCACAGCUAUAUUUUUAGUGGCUUUUUAUUUCAUUCCUUAAUUAUCAUUACAAAUAUUAGGUGAACAUUUUUAAAAUAUAUAUCAUAAAGUCUUGUAUACUCAAUAUCAUCCAGGUUAUGAUGUUAAAUUAUUUAUCGUAACUAUUUGUAAAUUAAUCUAAUAAUCACAUUAAUUGCUGAAUCCAGAAUUAAUUUAAAUUAUCAUCAAGAAUUUAGAAAAUUAAGAGAAUGAAGAAAAACCAGAAAAAACAGAAGACGAGUAACUCAUUUAAUAUCUAUUUUAGUGAUGAUGAUAUGAUGAGUGAUGAUGAAGAAAUUGAUUAACUUGAAGAAGAAGUAAGAUUAUAAGCUAAAUAAUAAAUUGAAUCAUUUAAAGGAGAUUUAUAAAAUAUUGAUGAAUUUACUAUCUUUAAAAAUACUCUAUUGAAUUUCAAAACUUAGUAAAAUUUUAUACAUUAUUAUUUAGACAACCUCAAAUUAUAGAAUUAAUCAAAUUAAAACUUGAUAAUUAAACUCAAUAAAAAUUAAACAAUUAUCUAAAAUUUAUAAGAAUUGAUAAUAAUCAAAGCGCAAGAAAAGUAAUAUCUCUCUUAUUCAUUCUAGCUCAUGACAACUGGCAAAAGAAAAAUUCAGCGUUAAAUUAUUUGA
This is a messenger RNA of Paramecium sonneborni, 3257 nucleotides long. The record is from the annotation of a GenBank genome assembly. Lineage: Eukaryota; Ciliophora; Oligohymenophorea; Peniculida; Parameciidae.